AACUACAUAAUAUGUAUCUAUUAAGAUGUAUGCUUGUAUUUAAUAUAAUAAGUGCAAUAAGCAUAUUUAUAAUUUUAUAGAAAAUAUUUUUAAGAAAUAAGGAUGAUAAGGUUUAUAUCAGUAUUUUUGGUUAUUUGAGUAAAAGAAAAUCAAUACUGGACUAUCCCAAGAUAACAUAAGCAUUCCAACAAGUUGUAGCUAGAUUCUUGUGUAGAAUAUGAAAAAACUGUCAUAGUGUAUAUUAUAUAUUAAAAAUAUAUGAUAUUCAUAUGAGUUAGAAGCAAAAGAUAUUAUUUUGUCAUGGAAGAUAGUGGAAUUGAAAGUGACCCAAAGAUAAUUACUCACAACGAAGAUGAAAAACUUUUUCUGGGAAGCGAUAGUAGUUGUAACAGUAAUCAAACGCAAACAUCUCAACGAAGCUCUACUAAACAAUGGCAAAAGAAACUUGAAGCACGAAUUGAACAAGCAAAACGAAUUCAACUUAAUUCAGAUUAUAUAAAACUUCCAAAACAUGAGACGUCUAAAAUAAAUGCAUGUAGUAAUAAUACUAGUGGAUUAAUAUCAAUAGAAAGAUUGCCCAUACCAUCUAAAAAUAAAGAAAAUCUUCCUUUAGUUGAAUAUUGGCAUAGUGGAAGUGAAAGUGAUGAUGAAACUACUCUUUUCUCAUUAUCAAAAGGAAAAGAGUCUUUGAAACAUAAACGAGAGCUUACUGAUACAUUCAGUAUUGAGGAUUUGAGUGAAGAAAGUGAAGAUUCUUUGAAUUUAGAUCCAACACAACCAUCUCAUGCUUUUACGUGGACUUAUGUACCUUCUGGAUGUUUUGCUUGUCAUUGUCAAAUAUUAUAAUGUAAAAUAAGUUAUAUUUAGUGAAAACUAUAUAAAUUAUUUAUGAAUGAUUAAUAUUGACAUUUAAAUUAUCUAUGAUAUAUGGUAUUUGGUGGAUAAUUAGUAUGCAUUAUAUAUUUUCAAAUACUUUUUAAGAAAGUAACAAAGUUCAAAUAUUUUUAUGUGCUUCUAUUGUAAAAGAUGCUAAUAUUAAUAAAAUACAUAUAUAUUCCUUUUUUGCGUAUCUCAA
This is a messenger RNA of Vespa velutina, 1075 nucleotides long. RefSeq lists its product as uncharacterized. NCBI's taxonomy places the organism in Eukaryota, Metazoa, Arthropoda, Insecta, Hymenoptera, Vespidae. The transcript is spliced from 5 exons. Bases 301 to 846 code for a protein of 181 amino acids. The record is from RefSeq and is a predicted model, not a curated record.